Messenger RNA from Camellia sinensis, 2298 nucleotides. RefSeq names its product GRAS family protein RAD1-like. NCBI's taxonomy places the organism in Eukaryota, Viridiplantae, Streptophyta, Magnoliopsida, Ericales, Theaceae. The record is from RefSeq and is a predicted model, not a curated record.
GUCCCUAAAUUAAGUUCGUUGAGGUUGAGGCAUCCGAUCCUCCUCCUCCUCCUCAAAGUAACCAUCGCAACAAUACUUUUAGGCUGUAAAUUUAACUUAAUUAAUUAAGUUUAGCUCAUUCUUGCUCUCAUCUCCCACUCCCAGCUAGCUUUGUCCACCAAAACCUCCAUUUUCAAGACCAAAAGAAGCAAUGGCAACCGUGAAUGGCUGGCUCUUCUUCCCCAUGCAUGAGAGUCUUAAUCGCCAAGACCUCGCCAUUCGAAGGUUUUGUCCAGCUGCAAGAGUCAAGCAAGAACAAGCUAUUGGAGGAGGAGGAGGAGAGGAGGAGGCACCAUCAGAUUCAGUAGUCAAUGAUCAGAUGGAGCAGUUAUGGUCUCCCACUGAUGCAGAUACUAGAUCUAGUACUCCUCCUCCUCCUCCUCCUCCUCUACCUACUUCUGAGGAGGAAGAAUUUGUUGACAGUUUCUUUAAUCUUGAUUACUGCUAUGACCUCAUAGAUGAUAGUAUCAUGGUUCCAGGGAAGACGCAUGAUGAUCAUGAUGAGGUGUUUGAUCAUUUUGAUGAUCAAGACGAGCUUUUUGAAAACUUGUCAUCAAUAAUUGUGGACGAUCACGUCUAUGCUUAUGGGGAUGGGAAGGACAUUAUGAUGAUUGAAGGAGACGACCAGCUGGAUGAGAUUGCUAUCAAGACUAGUACUAGUACUAUUAUUGAUCAUCAUGAUCAUGUUGCAGAUCAUCAGCAAGUGGUGAGUAUGAGUAGCCAUGGGGAUGGGGAGGUGGAUCAAGGGCUUCAACUAGUGCAUUUGUUGUUGGCAUGUGCAGAGGCAGUGGGUUGUAGGGACACUCAACUCGCGGAUUCAAUCCUUUGCCAAAUUUGGCCUUGGGUGAGUCCUUUGGGUGACUCUUUGCAACGUGUCUCGUAUUGCUUCGCCAUGGGAUUGAAGUGCAGGUUAUCCCUUCUUCUUAAUAAUCUCAAUGCCAAUGGUACAAUAUUCACAACUUCUAAUGGUUUUGUUAGUGCCAUGAAUAGUAUUGUUUCCUUGUCCUCCUCGACCAUCACAAUUAGGGAGGAGGAGAUGAAGAUGGAAGCUUUUCAAUUACUUCACCAAUCAACUCCUUACAUUGCUUUUGGUUUCAUGGUUACAAAUGAUGCUAUAUGCCAAGCUGCAAAAGGGAUGGACUCUUUGCAUAUCAUUGAUUUGGGAAUGCAACACACUCUCCAAUGGCCCUCUUUCAUAAGAACCUUAGCUUCACGGCCAGAGGGCCCCCCUAAAUUACUGCGCAUCACAGGCCUAGUUAGAGUUGGAGAUCAUCAUCAUCAUCAACAACUUUUAGAUCAGCUUCAAGCCAGCAUCAAAGGCCUCAUUGACGAAGCAGGUUCGCUAGGCAUUCCUCUAGAAUUCCACUUGAUCGAAGAGCAAUCAACAACACCAUCACUACUACUAACUAAAGAGAACCUCAACUUGAGAGAAGGAGAGGCAUUGUUUGUGAACAGCAUCAUGCAUUUGCACACGUAUGUGAAAGAGAGCAGAGGCUCUCUAAAGACAAUCCUCCAAGCAAUUAAGAAACUAGGACCAACCUUGCUUACAGUGGUGGAACAAGAUGCCAAUCAUAAUGGACCCUUCUUUCUAGGGAGAUUCCUUGAAUCACUUCACUACUAUUCUGCCAUAUUUGACUCCUUGGAGGCUAUUUUUCCAAGGAAUAGUCCCCAAAGGAUGAAGAUAGAAAAAAUGUACUUGGCAGAGGAAAUCAAUAACAUAAUAGCUUACGAGGGAUCAAAUAGGAUUGAGAGGCACGAGAGGGCGGAUCAGUGGAGGAGGCAGCUAGGACGAGCAGGGUUUCAAGGGGUAGGGAUGAAAGACUCCAUGAGCCAAGCUAGGAUGAUGCUAUCUGUGUAUGGCUGUGAUGGAUACACCUUGGCUAGUGACAAGGGGUGUCUUCUUCUUGGAUGGAAAGGGAGGCCUAUAAUGCUAGCAUCUGCAUGGCAAGUGCACAACAAUGUCCCUUAAGUCAUGUCUAAUUAGAUGGCGCAAGAUCCUCCUCUGUUUAUCGCUAUCGUGGCCCUAAUCCAACCCAUCAAUCACUUUUUUGUUGUUGUCAUAACUACAAAUUAAUUACGUAUUAGAAAUUAAAGGAGAAAAAAGAGAGAUAUAAUAAAGUUUGAAUCAUGUAGCUGCCUUAUGAGCGAUGAUUCCAAUACCACCAAUGAUGGUGGAAAUUUUGUUUCUGAGGGAUCUUUCCCAAGAAACUUUUACUUCUUUGGAGAAUCUAUUACAUUUCCAUUAUCUUUGACAAUCUA